AUGAAGCGCUGCCGGUUGUUCGAGACCCCCGUAUGUCGUCGUGUGAGGGUGUCUCGCGUGUUUUGCGUGUGUCGUGUGUCGUGUGCUCAUGUGCCACAUCAGGCCAGGUGCCCCAAGCCACUAUAUCCUAGAAAGCUGGAUUUGUGUUGCAAUUCUCGAUGCACACCUGGUCAAAGAGCUCAGGUGUGGCUGCGGCAUAGGAAUCGCGUCUUGGCUUCCAUUCACCAGCCGGGCUGUACCCUCGUUGCACGACUUCACAUGCCUGGGCCUGAGGCCUGGCAAACGAGCGCCAGUGACUAG
This is a messenger RNA of Colletotrichum destructivum, 300 nucleotides long. RefSeq lists its product as uncharacterized. NCBI's taxonomy places the organism in Eukaryota, Fungi, Ascomycota, Sordariomycetes, Glomerellales, Glomerellaceae. The transcript has a single exon. Bases 1 to 300 code for a protein of 99 amino acids. The record is from RefSeq and is a predicted model, not a curated record.